CCUACGGACAGACACGUUCCGUUCCGUUCCGCGCCGCUUAGAAAAUUGUUUGUCAUUCAUUCCGCCUGUCUCUACGGUGAUUGCAUACGGCAAAUUUGUUUCCUGAAAAGCUUCAAAUAAGUUCACAGACAUGGCUCGUCGGUACGACUCAAAAACCACCACUUUUUCACCCGAGGGUCGCCUCUACCAGG
Molecule: messenger RNA, 191 nt
Organism: Hyalella azteca
Lineage: Eukaryota; Metazoa; Arthropoda; Malacostraca; Amphipoda; Hyalellidae
Product: proteasome subunit alpha type-4
Biological process (GO): ubiquitin-dependent protein catabolic process
Cellular component (GO): nucleus; proteasome core complex, alpha-subunit complex; proteasome core complex
Source: RefSeq, a predicted model, not a curated record